CCGACAAGCCGCGAAAUUAAUGUGCACGCGGGGCCGUGCGACGGUUCGUAUUCGAGCGGAACUGACGGAAACGAAACCCGCGGCGACGUCGCGCAAUAUGGCGGCCGACGGCAAACCGAGAAGUCCGAGCGACGUUUUCGAAUAUUGCGCUUGCCGAUCGGCGACGCCAGGCGAGAUAUCGCUAAUUUUGUCGGCCCACCGCGAAUUUCCCCGUGUCUUUCCUCCUCGUAUCGAUGUCCCUUCUUUGUGUCGAUCUUCUCUUCGCGCUAGUUUCUCUAGUAAUCGCAUUUUUUUCUUAUAGAAAUACUAUUACAGGAACACGCACGACAUUGUGUGAGCCGAAAGCGUUAUAUAGAAACUGCGAUCAAUUUCAAUGGUACUUUUUCAUGGAGGGAUAUAGAAUCGCGGAUGAAAAGGCGUGGUAACCAGAAAGUGAUAUCAGAAAGUGGCCUGUAAUAUGGCCGGAAUAAACAACGUCAAAAUUAAAAUCGUCGGUUUGAAAAUUGUACGAUGAUCGCUACGUGCAAUCCGCGUGUUUUGCCAGUAAGAAAAUGAAUAUAACCACGGUGCCACCUGGCUUCUCGAACCAUUUGACGAAAUUGUCGUCGUACUUUAAGUCAUGCCAAACCACCCACGAUGCGAAUAGAGAACCAUUAGCGGAGCGUCGUUACGCUUCGAACUCGCGACGGUCCCAUCGAUCGGAUGUUGUGUGUCAGUGCGGUUUUUACGUAAAUAUAUAAGCUAACGGGAAAUAAAGCGCGUCGUUAUAGCAACAAUCGGUAAUAUCUGAUCGUUGAAUCUAACAGCAGCGCGGAAAAUCGAUCCCCGUUCACGUUCGCAGCGGUCGUUCGUGAUCACUCGGGGUUUUCGAAGGAUAUCGGCCUGCAGAAACAUAACCUCGUAUCGAAGGCCCGACGGACCAUUAUGCGAGAUGUCACGUUUAUGUAAUUUGAAAUUAUACUCGGCGAUGAAUAGCGCGAAAACAUCAGCCGCGCUUUCUAGCAAAUUAUGUUUUAUAAGUGGACGCAAGGAUAUUCCUCGUCCAAACUGUACAGGUUAUGUCCACAUGUGCAUGUCAAAGCGCACACUGUCGACUUAUCCGCUGCACGGAUUUCUGAAUGGAAUAUUGUUCAAUUGUCCGCUAACUGUGGCAGCAAUUGCGAGAGAAAGAUAUGCAAGACAUGACAAUAAGUCUAACAGAAGACGCUCCAAGUAUCUCCAAGUGCUUUUGGGUAGUCUUGGCUUCAUAGUGGCAUCUUGUGAUUAUUCGCGUUAUAAAGAGGAAAGAUUUCUACACGCUGCCCAACAUGGUGAUGUUUUGAAAUUGAAGAAAGCUAUAGCAGAUGGUAUUAACAUAAAUGUCAGGCAUUCAUUGGGUUGGACAGCAUUGCAGGUUGCUGCUGUAAAUGAACAAACUGAAAUUCUGAAAAUUCUGUUGGAUAAUGGCGUUGAUAUAAAUGCAGGGGACGAUUUUGUUAGUGCAAAUAGGCUUGCCACGCAGAAGGGCGUUAAUUUUAUAGAAGUCCUUAUGAAAAGAGAAGAAGAAUUCUCUGCUCAACUAAACAACAGGGCUACUUUUCGAGGUUUCACAGCGUUGCACUAUGCUGUGUUGGUCGAUUCGAAAGCGUGUGUAAAGGUAUUGUUGGAGAAAGGAGCGGAUCCAACGAUAGAGAAUGAAACAGGUCAUCGACCGAUUGAUUAUGCUAAAGAAGGAGAAGUCAAGGAAAUGCUUGUCGAAUAUUCUAUUAAAUAUGAUCAACUAUUGAAAGAAAAAGAAGCGGAAGAACGACGUAGAUUUCCACUGGAGCAACGUCUAAAGCAACACAUCGUAGGACAGGAGGGACCAAUUUCUAUUGUUGCUUCUACUAUUAGAAGGAAAGAAAAUGGUUGGAUAGAUGAGGAGCAUCCACUAGUAUUUCUCUUCCUGGGUUCGUCAGGCAUUGGUAAGACGGAAUUAGCUAAGCAGUUGGCAAGUUACAUUCACAGAAACAAAGCAGACAGUUUUAUCCGACUGGACAUGUCGGAAUACCAGGAGAAGCACGAGGUCGCAAAAUUAAUUGGAGCACCGCCGGGAUACGUAGGACACGAUAAUGGCGGGCAGCUGACGAAACUUCUAAAAAAGUGUCCCACUGCCGUUGUAUUGUUCGACGAGGUUGACAAAGCGCAUCCCGAUGUCUUAACUGUAUUGCUACAGCUCUUUGACGAGGGAAGACUGACCGAUGGCAAAGGGAAAACGAUCGAAUGCAAAAAGGCUACUUUCGUAAUGACGUCGAAUUUAGGAAACCAAGAGAUCGCUGAGCACGCGCUGCACCUCAGAGCAGAAUCUGAAAGGCUGUUAAAGCAUCGAUUAGAAAACAUUACCGAUGAGGAUCAAGAGCCGGAGCGUAUUGAGAUAUCUCGUAAUUUUAAGGAUGAAGUGAUACGUCCGAUAUUGAAGGCGCAUUUUCGCAGGGACGAGUUCCUAGGAAGAAUAAAUGAGAUCGUGUACUUUCUGCCAUUCUCUCGAACGGAACUAAUCAAAUUAGUCACCCGAGAAUUGGAAGCCUGGGCUAUACGCGCAAAAGAGAGGCACAUGAUCGAGUUGAAAUGGGAUAGAGAAGUCCUGUCAGUAUUAGCCGAUGGAUACGACGUUCAUUAUGGCGCUCGUUCCAUCAAGUACGAAGUGGAAAGACGCGUCGUUAAUCAGUUAGCCGCAGCUCACGAACGAGGACAACUCAGUAAAGGUUGCUGCGUAUUAUUGAAAACACAGUGGCACGAGAAGAGCGCGAGCAUAUUCCUCUCUGUUCGACAAAAGGGUUUGAAAAAUUUCGUCGAUAUCGGAGAAACGGAUAAUUUGGUGAAAAAUGUCAAGUUAACAUUUUAAUAAUGCAGUUAGCAUGGAACGUCAAGUUUCGAUUUCAUUAAAACGCGAAUAACUAAUGAUACUGUUACGAUAUCAUAUGUAAAUGUAUAAAUUACACUUUUUCUUUCUUUAGUUCAAAUUGCAUUCAAUCAAGGAGCUUAUCUUGCAGUUAAUUAACAUAAAUCUUUCGAACAUGCAUAGAUCUCUAACUAAUAUAGAUCUCUAACCAAUAGAUCUUUCUCAACUAUCCGUCAUCAAAUAAGAUUUUAGGAAUACAACGCUUCUCUGUACACUUUCUGUUCACGAUGCGAUUAGAUUUAUCUGUCUCAAUUUUAUUUUGCAUACAUUCUAUGGUAAAGAUAUUAAUCGCAAAUUAAAAUAUUUAUUACAGUCAACGUGUUCUGGUCAGGAGUGUGAUGCGAUAGAUAAGAUAUAAACAAUUUUAUGUUGCUGAUAUCGUAAUGAAGUGUCUAAUUCAAUGUGAUACUAAGUAAAGAAAUAAAGAA
Molecule: messenger RNA, 3348 nt
Organism: Dinoponera quadriceps
Lineage: Eukaryota; Metazoa; Arthropoda; Insecta; Hymenoptera; Formicidae
Product: caseinolytic peptidase B protein homolog
Exons: 10
Coding region: 932-2863 (643 amino acids)
Biological process (GO): cellular response to heat
Cellular component (GO): cytoplasm; mitochondrion
Molecular function (GO): protein binding; ATP hydrolysis activity; ATP binding
Source: RefSeq, a predicted model, not a curated record